AUGGAUGUUUUAUUGGAGCUUUGUCGCCAAUAUUUUAACACUGAAGAUCUAUACAAGGUGUUAAAAACGCAUCCGAAAAGUACAGCCAAAGAAGGUAUACUACGUUUUCAUUAUUACAAUUUUAUUAUGUAUUGCGAAUUAUUUAAACAUUACACUUGUUUCGUUUAGUUCGUAAAGCGUAUUUUGAGUUGUCAUUAAAAUAUCAUCCAGACAAAGUUCCAGAAAAUGAAAAAAAGUUUGCCACGGAAAAAUUUAAAGUAAUCAAUCAAGUGUACUCCAUUAUUAACGACGUGGAGAAAAGGAAAAGUUACGAUGCCACUGGUAAGCUUUGUAUUAAACAAAUUUUUAUACUAAUAGAUAAUUCUAAACAUGUAUAAUUUUUGAACUAUAAAGUUAUAAGAUAGAAACUAUGUAAGUUUCUGAAUGAAAUAUAGUGAAAAUGUAAUUUGUUAGUUAACUGAUGUCUGUUAAUGAAAAAUGUAAUAAUUAUAUAAUCAUAUAGUAUGAAAAUACUUAUAAAUUAUAAAUGCUAACUCGAUUAUCCGACUAGAUGCAAGUCACAAAAAAUCAUAAUCGGUAAAGUUAGAAUAUAAUUUUUAAACUACUAUUUAAUUGUAUUAUAUGUUUUUUAUGCAUUAUAAACAAUUCUAUAUUGACAAAAAGUAGAAAUGAGAUUUUAUAAAAACUGUAUUUGAUACAAAUUUAAAAAAAAACAUCCUUGACAAGGAUAUGUUUAAAUUACUUUGAAAAUUAUGACACUAAAUAAAAUCAACCAGAAUACAAGAUCCAAUAAUUAUGAUACAUCUUAUUCAAUGUUCGCCUAUCCUUCAGAAUUAUUUAGGAAAUUACUAUUUUUUUUUAGGAAUUUUUUUUUUUUGACAGUAUAUAACACAACCAGCUAUAAAAUAUGAAAUUAUUGUUAUUUUUGACACCUAAAAUAUAUUGUACUUUCCGAGUUGCCGAUCCCAUAGCCGUGCCUAGACUUUUAUAGUUAGACAGACAAUAUUUAAAUUUAUAAUUAGAUAAAUUCUCCCAUUCUCCAGACUAUAUUUAUGAUUAAUACAUUUCCCACAUUUUUUUUCAUUGCCCUUCCCUUACCCUUUAACGUAAUGUUCUCUCUGCCUUAACAAAUUAAUUAAUUAAUCUCCUUUUCAAUACACAUUCAAUUCCUUCUUCACAGCUUCCACCUAUUAUCUUAUCUAUUAUAUCAUACAUUAAUUAGACUAGUUUUGUAAUCUAAAGUUUUGUAUUUUUUCAUUAUUAAUUGUUGUAACUGGUUGUUUUUACAAAGUUAUGUCACAUGUAAUUUUGUGAUUAGUUAAUUUAACUCAACUAAAACACAUUGAUUACCAAAUAGUAUUAAUAAUUAUUCUUACGCUGCCUCCCCCUAGACACGCCUAUGCCCAAAACACCUAUAAUUUAUUUAGCUAUUUUUUAAAUUAAAGAGGGAACGGACUAACAUUUAAGUGUCUUAAGUCCACCAAAUGAUUCACUCUACUGCUUCUAUAGCCAGUUGAAACGCUUUUUACUCAUUUAUGAAACUAACAUCUAGAUUCUAGAAGACCUUACUUAUUUAAGCCAUUUAUUGUUGUACGUGCUUAGAAAUUACAACACGCAUGGAUGAAAUACAAUUUUUGAUUAAGUUUUGUUAAGUUUAAGUUUCCUGCAUUGGUUGUCGCCCAUAUCACAAAUAGAGAGUUUUUAAUAAUAUAAUACGAAAUAAAAUAAUUAUAAUAUGAUACACUAUAGGAAUAACUGACAUUUAGACAUUAUGUGUAUCGUUAUCAUUCAGUUUAGCAAUAAAAUUAUACAUUUAACUUAUAACAAUUUAUAAUAGUAUUUUUAAAAAUGUUUGUGAUUUAUUUUAUAAAUAUUAUUUCAACAGUCGCCAGCCGUCAGCCGAAAAAACAACCUACCAGCUGGCGGCCAAGAGAAAAUUCUACCAGUUGGCAGGCAAGAGAACAACCUACCAGCUGGCAAACAAGAGAACAACCUACCAGCUGGCCGCCAAGAGAACAAUAUUUUAGCUGGCCGCCAAGAGAACAACAUAUCAGCUGGCCGCCAAGAGAACAAUAUUUUAGUUGGCCGCCAAGAGAACAAACUACCAGCUGGCCGCCAAGAGAACAAUCUACCAGCUGGCAGCCAAGAGAACAACGUACCUGGUGGCAGCCAAGAGAUCAACCUACCAACGAGUCAGCAUUUAGAUUCGAAACCUUUGUAUCAUUCGAUAGAAAUUUCGUUAUGAUGGGUGAUUUCAAUUACUUUGAGGAUCGUAAUAUGAGAGAUAAACAAGAGUUAAUGCGCUUCAUCACUUAUACGUUGCAAAAAUAUGAGGAUACUAGGGCCGAAAUGUAUCGGAAAUCGGAAUCCAAGAUGUAA
Messenger RNA from Cinara cedri, 2379 nucleotides. The record is from the annotation of a GenBank genome assembly. NCBI's taxonomy places the organism in Eukaryota, Metazoa, Arthropoda, Insecta, Hemiptera, Aphididae.